This is a messenger RNA of Leguminivora glycinivorella, 2891 nucleotides long. It is a transcript of the gene PIG-N, whose product is annotated as GPI ethanolamine phosphate transferase 1. Gene Ontology annotation, cellular component: endoplasmic reticulum membrane. Lineage: Eukaryota; Metazoa; Arthropoda; Insecta; Lepidoptera; Tortricidae. Gene Ontology annotation, biological process: GPI anchor biosynthetic process. The transcript is spliced from 12 exons. The record is from RefSeq and is a predicted model, not a curated record. Bases 151 to 2874 code for a protein of 907 amino acids. Gene Ontology annotation, molecular function: mannose-ethanolamine phosphotransferase activity.
CAUUGUAGGAUUUUUAGAUUGAAUUCUAUUAAAGUCUGCUAGCCGGAUAAUACGGAAAUGCUUUACAUUAAAGCUUGAUUAAUGAAAUACUAAGCUAACCAUAUAACUUAUCAUAUUCACGACAAUGCUAUUUAUAUUAUCAGAAUAAAUAUGUUUCUGAUAGGUUUUUUCAUUCAUGUUGUGUUUUUGUUUUCAAUAUUUGAUAUUUAUUUUAAAUCUCCUAUUGUAAAAAAUGUAGCCUCAUAUCAGCCACAUCAUGAGCCAGUAGCAGACCGCCUCGUGCUCUUUAUGGUAGACGGCUUGAGAGCAGAGUCGUUUCUUAACUAUACAACAAUGCCAUAUUUGAGAUCCAUAGCUAAUAAUUAUGGCAGAUGGGGCAUAUCCAGCACUCAAGUCCCUACAGAGUCCCGGCCCGGCCAUGUAGCAGUAAUCGCAGGCUUCUAUGAAGACCCUUCUGCUAUUAUGAAGGGAUGGAAAGAAAAUCCUGUUGAUUUUGAUUCAGUGUUCAACCAAACUGCAUAUACCUGGUGUUGGGGCACUUAUGAUAUUGUAGACAUCUUUACAAAAGGAACAGUAGACAAUCAUAUUUUUGUCCACAAGUUUGACCCUUAUGAUAAUACAUUUAGUACUGAUAAAAAUACAACACUUCUAGACUCAUGGGUAUUUGAAAAUGUUAGAAAAUUCUUCCACAAAGCAAAGAGUGAUAAUGCAGUGCAAGAAAAGAUGUGGAGCAAAAAAAUUAUUUACUUUUUGCAUUUACUUGGGACAGAUACAUCUGGACAUACACACAAACCUAAAACACAGAACUUUCUAACAACUGUUAGAAAUGUUGACCAGGGCAUCAAGGAUGUAGAAAAAAUUGUCAGAGAAUUUUACAAUGAUGAUGGCAAAACUACUUUCCUAAUGACAUCUGACCAUGGCAUGACAGAUUGGGGGUCACAUGGGUCCGGUGAUGAUCAUGAAACACAAACUCCAUAUGUGAUGUGGGGUGCUGGAGUGCACCAAGCUAUGGAGGGACCUGCAGACCCACACACCAAGGGCAUGUCACUCAACCACAGGUUUGACAUAAAACAGGCAGACUUGACUCCGCUCAUGUCUACUAUACUCUCAAUACCUGUGCCUGUCAAUUCUAUUGGCAAACUGCCAGUAGAUUUGCUCAACAUGACGCUGCCAAACAAAGCCAAAGCUGUCUACAGUCACAGCAGACAAUUAGCUUCUCAGUAUAAUAGAAAGAAGCUGGAAGUAGAAUCAAAUGCCAUAUCACUACUUUACAAACCAUUUAAGCCAUUUAGCACUGAAAAGUAUGAAGAAAUGAUAGAAUUUACUGAGAAACUAUUACUGAGUGGAGAAUAUGAGAAGCUUAUAAGCUUUAGUGAAGAAAUCACACAACUAAGUCUUGCAGGACUGACAUAUUAUCAAAAUUACUAUCAACGCCCAUUGUUGAUACUAGUCACCAUGUCAUUCAUAGGCUGGAUUUUGUAUUUACUCAAAGUAUUAUUAGAGCAAAAAGUAAAUUCUCAAGUGGAACCCGAAAAUUUAAAGAGGUUUAGCAUUUUGGGCUCGCAUUUAUUUUCAAAUGUGGUAUUUUUGCUAUUAUGUUUUUCGUCAUUUUAUGUUGUAUUUGGUGAGUAUCACAACUAUCUGUUUUGCACGACGGUUAUUCACGGAGUAUGGAUUCAAGUAUUGUGCUAUGGCUUAGGCUCAAUGGCAAUGGGUUUGUCCUUCACCUAUCGAUGGAUGUUGAGCAUCCCACUCAUGGGCAUGGGCGUGUGGCCUUUUUUCUCCUCCAUACGAAAUCGCUUGACUACACCGAUUCUCGUUGUGUGGCCAGCUACCUGUGCUAUGCUUAGUUUCUUUUCAUUUGUACCUGUAGUUGGGAAAGAUGUGCUAAUAGAAUUAGUGAUUAUCGCUGGAUUGAUUUGGCUUCUCGUGAUGACUAUUUACAUUCUGAGAGUCUUACUGCCUCUUUACAACACACGUGAAGAAAAUCGGACUGAAGUCGUAUUAGCUGUGAUACAGAUGGCAUUGCUAGUUUUCUCGUUACAUAAUAUAAAUGUACAGUCAAGGAGAUUUGACCAGGGCACGCCGGUGUCGUCCUUUCAUCAACUAAUGUCGUGGGUGACUGCAGUUGUCUCACUGGCGUUACCGAUGGCCAGUUCCAAGAGGCUAGUGUGCCGCCUAAUGACCAUAAACACAUCGAUACUUAUAUUUUACCUUCUGCUUUCCGUGGCACACGAGGGGCUCUUUCUGGUCACGCUAAAUUUCAACGUCAUGUGCUGGGUUUUGAUUGAAUUCAGACUACUUCACCUCGGUCGCAUAAGGAUAAUUGACUGCACAUUUGACAAAUCGUCUGUUGAAGAAGACAAAUUGAAACGAAGUCUCACAUCUGUUGAAAGAAGUAUAAGUAGUGACGAUUUUAGAAGGGCUUUCUUUUUCCUAGCUUAUGUAAUUUUAGCGUUUUUCGGAACCGGUAAUAUAGCGUCACUCAACUCAUUCGAAGUUAGAUGGGUUACAUGUUUCAUAACGUCCUUCCAGCCGUUUAUAAUUACUGGACUAAUUCUACUGAAGACUUUGACGCCUUUCUUAAGUGUCGCGUGCUGCUUUAGAGGCGUACAGUAUUUGACAGAGGCACCAACAGGGUACUUACAUAUCAUAGUACUCAUAUACUCUAACAUUAUGGGCAUUCAGUUGCUAUACUAUGUUAGAAACACUGGCAGUUGGCUGGAAAUUGGCACUUCAAUUUCACAAUUUGUUAUAGUUCAAGUUAUUACUCUAUUUAUAGUUUUAAUUAAUCAAAUGGCAAAAGUAAUGACUGACUUUAAUGUAUUUAAUGUAGUAAAUAAGUUAUUUAAAAGUAGAAAAAAAUAUGUUUAAUAAAAAAAUUAACUGUA